Arachis ipaensis is the source of this 633-nucleotide messenger RNA. NCBI's taxonomy places the organism in Eukaryota, Viridiplantae, Streptophyta, Magnoliopsida, Fabales, Fabaceae. The record is from RefSeq and is a predicted model, not a curated record.
AUGGCUCUCACUGCAGAUCACCUAUUCGAACCUGUUGCCGCCACUACUUGCUUCCACUGUGAAGCGUGGAAGAAGAAGUGUUCGAAGCUUCAAGAAUCACGAAACGCUCUUCGCCAAGCUAUGAAGCUUCUAGAAACCAAAAUCAAUGAACUUCAGGCUCAAAAUGUGAAGCUCAGCCAAGAAUGUGAAGAAGAACGGGCGCGAGCCAAAGCAGACGCUGAGAAGAAGCUUAAAGAAUGUAAUGCUAGAGUAUCUUUAGAGAAUGUAGUAUGUAGCUUGAGGUCUGAAAUUGAUGCGAUUCGGCAGAAACCUGGUGGUGAUGCUAAGAAUGGAAAUGAGAGCAUAGAGGGUUUUCAAGCUUGUAUAGCUGAUAAGGAAAGGAAAUCAGUAGGUUGAAGGAGCUCCUGGAGGCAGAGAAGAAAAAGGCGGAUAAGGAGAAGAAAAACUUGGAGAAGGAGAGAAAGAAAGCAGCUGAAGCUUUGAAGGCAGUAGAAGCGGAGAAGAGCAAAACUGCAGAAAAAGAGAUGCAAAUUGCCAAAAUUGAAGCAGAGAAGGUUGAGGAGUAUAGGACUCGGAUUGUUCGAUUGGAGAAAGAAGCUAAUGAGGCAAAAACAAAGCUGGCUCAUAAAUGUG